AGGCAUCACAAAUGUUAGGUCUCGCCGAUGCACUGUACAACUUCUAUCAUCGCUACUGGUAUGAUAGAUCACUGGACUACAGAUCACUGGACUUCAACCAAAAAUAUAAAUAUUAUACCAAGACAGUGGAUGAGGAGUGGCAGCUGGAAGACAGAAGCAAUGCUACGCUCUACGUGGACACUGGCUGCGUGCAGCUGUUGGUGAACGCCCUGGACCAUCCCACGUGCCCACUGGAAGAUCUGCCACCAGAGAGGAUCGAGCAGCGUGAUCAGUGCCGUGUGCAACUUUGGGACGACAUGGUGCAGAGGGUACCCCACAUACCUGUGACCAGCUACCUGGCUUACACGCAGAGGGCAAACGUCAACCUCUGCCUCUUGGCCUGGAUGACUGUCAACUCACACAGCAUUUGUCAGGACGUCCCCUUUAGUAUGACGCAGUCCGUACACGAUGCCCGCUGCUAUUUCGAUAGCCCUGACGACCAGUCGUGUCUGGAAUCGAACGAUACAGAUGCCAUCUGCUCUGUUUUCAGAGCUAUUCUGUUGCUAAAAUGCCGCGAUUUUUCCUCACAUAAGCCUCUAGAGGUGUGUGCCGUCAAACUUUACUCAGAUGGAUCGUACUCAACAGUGUUCAAUGCAACUUGGGGAAAAGGUAUCUACAAACAGUAUGGAAAGCCAACACAAAGAGCCCUGAAAUACAAAUACGGUUUAAACAGCGCCACGUUGAAAUACAAGGAUUUUAAAAUUGACAACUUAAAACCAUUAGAAAUCUCAUUUAUAACAGUAAAUAUUCUUUUCCGCUUAUUGACUGCAGGGGUAUAUAUGUACCUUCCCCAGUUACGUAAUUUACCUGGAAAGAUAUUCUUGUCCUUUCAGAUCACGGGUAUAAUCCAGAUCCUGUGCUCUGAGGUCGUGUAUCGUAUGGCAGGCGUCCCUGACUUAUCGACAGCAGUGCUGAUCGAUAGCGCCCUCACACUUCUAAGCUGUUUCUGGCUAAACUCAUUCUGCUACCAAAUGUUCGCAUGCAUUCGUUAUCUCAGGCUCCCUAACGACCUGUUACGUGCUGAAGCAAGCCAGAUAUUCCGUCGUCAGGUGCUGUAUGCACUAAUAGCCUGGAGUACUGUAUGUGCAGCAUGUAUUGCUUUAGAAAAGACAAAUAAACAUUACCUGAUAUACAGUCGGAUAUUAUUCCUGCUGGGUAUUACACUAUCGAUAUCUUUCAAUUUCGUUUGUCUCGGACUGCUGGGAUACAUGUACCUAUGUACUCGGAAUUCCAUGAAGCAACUCAAAAUUUUUAGUGGCACUAAAUUUGCUUCAAAGAAAGAACUUCUUUUUAUGUCAGUGAAGGCUGUAAUCUUAAGUGGAGUAGGAAUAAUCAUUCGAAUUGGGUUCCACCAGGCACAGGGCAUAGCUCAGUUUGUGUACUACGUACAUAUAGCUACAAUGGUGCAGGGACCAGUCCUGUUCAUUUGUUUCGUUUGUAACGGAACAACACUCCCUCUUUUCAAGAACAUGAUACUGUCGUGGUGGGACCCAGACAUCGUCUGUCACGGGCGAGAGCUCUGUUCCACAGAGGAAAGAAAUCUGGCGAAGAUGCUCAAUGAACAGACUUUGGCAGCAGAAUACUCGUUGUAAUCUUCAUAAGGAUUCCUCUUAACGGACUACCUUCGUUGUAGACCAUACUAACGUCUGUGACUAGUUAUAAAAAUAGAAUCUACUUGAUGAAAUUACAUUAACUGCGUCCGAUAUCGUACAGUCAGUACUUCAACUUACUACUUUGUACUUUGUUUAUAAUUGUGUGCUUGUUUGAACA
Schistocerca cancellata (South American locust) is the source of this 1809-nucleotide messenger RNA. RefSeq lists its product as uncharacterized. The coding region runs from base 12 to 1631 and encodes 539 amino acids. NCBI's taxonomy places the organism in Eukaryota, Metazoa, Arthropoda, Insecta, Orthoptera, Acrididae. The record is from RefSeq and is a predicted model, not a curated record. The transcript is spliced from 2 exons.